UUGUGAAAUUAUAUCCUCUGGUUGUUUCAAAAGAAAAAAAAUAAAUAAAGGAGGUAAAGAAAAAUGAACCUAAACAAGAGAGAAAGAGAGAUGGGAGAAGAAGGAAGCACAGGAAGAGUAACGUGCUCGAUUUUAUCCAUAGACCACACCAAUAUGUUUUACAGAGUCUGCGCCGUUUGCGAAAGAACUAUUUCCGACCCCACUUUCGUCUGCCACCCCUCCAACCCUCCCUCCAAACGACUCUUUCGCAUCCUCAUGUCGGUUGCCACAGACACACAGGUUCUCACUGUCGUCUGCUUCGACAGGGUUGCCAGGCUCCUCUUCGGCUGCUCCGCCGAUGAGUUCUUCCACUUUGCCAAACUUCACCCUUUUUCAGGGGUCACUGUAAAUGAAAUACUGGAGGGAGAGAUCUUCACUAUAACUUUAUCCAAACCAGUCAAUGCCAAUGCACAACAUUUAAGAGUUGCAUCUGCUGUUCCUUUGAGCUCUGCAUUUCGACCCGCAAUUCACCUUUUGAAACAAUGCUACGAAACACCUCAUCAUUCCUAGUUUCAACUAUUGCUACAAGGUUAUGCCGUUCGGCUUGAAGAAUGCAGGGGAACCUGCGUGCAUCGAUGAUCUCCUUCCUCUAAGAGACACGAUCUAGCUACAGGAACAGUCACCACAUCAGUUUACUUUGUUUUUAGUGUUUCUAUAUUGAUAUUCCCCUUUUCAUUAUUGUAAUGGAACCUCAUUUUUCUAAGGUCAUGUUUUUUCGCUAAUAUUGCUGCAUAUACUUGUUCAAGAAUUGAAAUUUGCUUGAAUAAAAUCAGGUUACAAGUGUUAA
Molecule: messenger RNA, 826 nt
Organism: Glycine soja
Lineage: Eukaryota; Viridiplantae; Streptophyta; Magnoliopsida; Fabales; Fabaceae
Exons: 3
Coding region: 64-549 (161 amino acids)
Source: RefSeq, a predicted model, not a curated record